Messenger RNA from Rhododendron vialii, 1831 nucleotides. RefSeq names its product zinc transporter 1-like. Lineage: Eukaryota; Viridiplantae; Streptophyta; Magnoliopsida; Ericales; Ericaceae. The record is from RefSeq and is a predicted model, not a curated record. The transcript has 3 exons. Gene Ontology annotation, molecular function: zinc ion transmembrane transporter activity. Gene Ontology annotation, cellular component: plasma membrane. Gene Ontology annotation, biological process: zinc ion transmembrane transport. The coding region runs from base 581 to 1711 and encodes 376 amino acids.
UGCUUCUAUGAUGUAACGUGCAAUCGUACGAAGUUGUACCUAAAAGUACUCAUUUGUUUUUUCAUACUACUUUUAUUUGAGAUAUUCCUACGACGACUUUAUUGGGUAUAAAAUGAUAUGAAUAGAUAUUUUGAUUAUACUUAAAAGUAUCUAAUUGUUUUUCUAUAGUACUUUUAUUUGAGAUAUUCCCACGAUGACUUUACCAUACACAAAAUGACAGGAAUUGAUGUUUUGAAAGUUGAUAUUAAUAAAUAAAAAAAACGAUUACGCUACCAAUGUAAGAGAACCUUUUACGUCACAAAAAGUGGAGCUUCUUUAUUCGAGAACUCAAUUCUAUUGAGAUUUUUUUUUCCCCCUAUUAAUAGAUUCUCUUCGGUCACUGUGCCUCCAGAUAGGAGUAUUAGAUAUAACCACCAGCAUAGAGCAACAGUCUCUCUAUCAUUCAUCCCCUCCCCUCCCCUUCUCUUUUCCAUCUCUCUCUCUAUAUGAAUGGAUGAAGUAAACAUUUAGAAUAUGAAACAACAUACUUCCCCAGCGCCCAAGUAGAUUUUCUCCUCCUCCUCCUUUCAUCUGUUGCCUCAUGACCAUGACCAAGAUGGCCACCAACUUGAAAAUUUGUUUAUCGUCAAUUUUAGUAGUUCUUCUGCUGGUACCAACUGUGGCAUGGGGACACUGCACUUGCGAUAUCCAAGCCCAACACCAACAUAAAAGCAGAAGUAAGUCCCUCACGUAUAAAUUAAUCGCAAUUGCUUCAAUUCUCGUUGCUGGUACCGUAGGGGUGGGCCUUCCCCAAUUCGGAAGGAAAUUUGAAGCACUAAGGCCAGAGAGUGACGUAUUCUUUAUGGUAAAGGCCUUUGCUGCUGGGGUGAUACUUGCAACAGGCUAUAUUCACAUACUGCCGGAUGCUUUCAACAGCUUAACAUCACCUUGCCUAAAAGAAACUCUCUGGCAAGAUUUCCCAUUCACAGGGCUCGUAGCUAUGAUGUCUUCCAUUGGUACCUUAAUGGUCGACUCUUUCGCCACCGGCUACUAUAAGAGGUUGCACUUCAAUAAUAACAGUAACAAGACCCAUCAGGAAGUGAUCCAUGGCGACGAAGAGAUCAGGGUCAUUGUUGGGGAGGAACAUCAAGGUCAUGUACAUAUUCACACUCAUGCUACCCAUGGUCAUGCUCAUGGCUCUUCCACCAAUAUCCCAUCAUCUGGUCAUCACGAAAUCGUUACACUUGAUCUUAUCCGCCAUCGCAUAAUAUCUCAAGUGUUGGAGCUGGGAAUUGUGGUUCAUUCCGUAAUAAUUGGAAUCUCCUUAGGCGCCUGUCAAAAUCCUCAAGUAAUAAAGCCUCUGUUGGCAGCCCUGUCUUUCCAUCAAUUUUUCGAGGGCAUGGGACUUGGUGGCUGUAUCUCUCAGGCAAAAUUUGAGUCUCUAUCCACGGCGAUUAUGGUGCUGUUUUUCUCCCUGACUGCCCCAGCAGGGAUCGCUAUUGGUAUUGCAGUAUCGAGUGUGUAUAAGGAAGAUAGUCCAACGGCUCUAAUUGUGGAAGGGAUAUUCUACUCUGCUGCAGCUGGAAUCCUGAUUUACAUGGCACUAGUUGAUCUACUAGCAGCAGAUUUCAUGAACCCAAGGAUGCAAGACAAUGGAAGGCUUCAGUUAGGGGCAUAUAUUUCUCUUCUUCUUGGGGCUGGUUGCAUGUCUGUUUUGGCCAAAUGGGCUUAAGUAAUGUUGAUUUGUUUUUCCAUCAGAAGUAAUUGGAAGCAAAUGGUACAAACGCAACUCCAGACAUUGUGUUCAGAACCGUUAAAUGCACGUGGAUUCACAUCUGGAAUUGUGUUUCUA